This is a messenger RNA of Ambispora leptoticha, 1437 nucleotides long. The record is from the annotation of a GenBank genome assembly. NCBI's taxonomy places the organism in Eukaryota, Fungi, Glomeromycota, Glomeromycetes, Archaeosporales, Ambisporaceae.
AUGCUCAGUAGAAUUAAAGUUUUUCUUGUUUUGCUGUUGGCACUCAUAUUACCACAAAAUUUGAUUAGAUGUCGAGAUAACAAAAAGAAUUUUAAAAUAAAUAUUGAUUUUGAUGGAUACAGUUUUAAAAAGAUUUUUGACGAUGCUAUUAAAUUUCCAUCUGCCAUUGAAUACCUGGUAGACACGAAUAAUCUUCCGGAUGUAAAUUUUCAAGGAAAACUUGUGCAAUAUGCUGGAUUACUGCCUGUAUUUGGAAGUGAGAAUCCCAACGAUAAAUUAUUCUUUUGGUAUUUUGAAUCAAAAAAUAUACGUUCUAACGAUUUGGGCCAGGAUGGUGCUUCUUCUGUAGCAAGUUUACUUGCCGAACAUGGUCCUUUCUCUGGUUUUGACAGGCAAGCAAAGAAACUUACGAAUAAUCCAAACAGUUGGCAUCAGGAUGCACAUAUUGUUUAUGUGGACCAGCCUCUCGGAGUUGGUUUCUCCAAUUUGGCCGGACAUUCAAAAGUCGAGGAUGAAACCCAAGUUGGCGAAACAAUUUUCAAUUUUCUAGUAAACUUCUUUAGAGUAUUUCCGCAUUUGCGUAAUAAAGAUAUUUAUCUCGCUGGUGAAAGUUAUGCUGGUUUUUAUAUUCCUUAUGCAGCAGCGUCUAUUAUUAAGAAUGGAGAACUUGACAAGAGAAAUAAGUUUCGUUUAAAAGGAAUUUCCAUAAGUAGUGCAACAAUUGAUCAAUAUUUUCGCCAAGUGGUUGCUGCUGUUAUUCCAUACGCGGAAGAGCAGAAAUUAAUAAAUUCCACAAAUCAGGAAUUAUUACAAGGUCUAUUAGACCGAUGCAUGCCAACUAUUGGAAAUACAAAGUCAUCAGAAGCGACCGGAAUUGAUUAUACUUAUGGUUUUGGAAAAUGUGACGUAGCAUAUGCUGCGCUUGGAAUUAUCUAUAAAUCAAAUCCUAAUCCACCACCUCCAUUUCUUCUUGUGAAUAGUGAAUUCGAUUAUAAUGCAUUUCUUCAAAAUCCAAAAUUACUCGAACAAAUUCAUUUGCCAGCCAAUUCAUCUCCUUGGGAACUAUGUACUAAUAAAGUCUUGAAACCUGAUAAUUCAUUGGUAGCCGUGAAUAUAAUUCCAAGUUUAACCGAGCAUAUUAAAGUCGUGAUUUGGAGUGGAGAUAAAGACGCCUCGGUUACUCAUAUUGGAACAGAAUUCGUUAUUGGAAAUAUGAGUUGGGGAGGUGAAACUGGAUUCAAGAAUAAUGAAUUACAGCCAAUUUUCGACGAACAAGAUAACAUAAUUGGUAAAAUACAUACAGAACGAAAUCUUACCUAUGUAUUGGUACAUGAUGCUGGACAUCUAGUUAACAUUGAUCAACCGAAAACAUCACGUUUUAUCCUCCAAAAAGUGGUUCUUGAUGAUCCGUUAAAACUAGAAAAACUAGAAAAAUAA